This is a messenger RNA of Caenorhabditis angaria, 3540 nucleotides long. The record is from the annotation of a GenBank genome assembly. NCBI's taxonomy places the organism in Eukaryota, Metazoa, Nematoda, Chromadorea, Rhabditida, Rhabditidae.
AUGCCAGAAACACCAAAGGCUGCCCUUGCUAGUUUUGUCAUUUAUGCAGCAAUUUUGUACAAGGUCAACAGUUCAUUAUGGAAAUUUAUAUUCAUUGGAUAUGCCGUUUUUCGGUUAAUGCAGACUGAUUUUGCAAAAAGGGCGAUGAAAACAUUGUCGAGAGAUUUAACGUAAGUUAGGCUAACUUGGGAAGGUUUUAUAUGUAAAGAGAAUCUAGUUUUUAUCCAGAAAUUCGAUUUAUUUAAGCAAACAUUUUUGAAAAUCAGAAAAUGUUAAUUCAAUGUGUCCUUUACAUCUUUAUUUUUUCAAAAUCCAAUAAAAAAAGGAAAUAACUCUGAAACCCAAAAAAUUAAAAAUGUCAUAGUUCUGCAAUGAAACUCAUUUUUGUUUUAAAAAUAAGUUGUCGCAUUAAAUUCUACAUCGAAAUCCAGAACCUCUGAAAAACAAAAAAAAGUCAUCUAGCACGAGUGGGGUUCGAACCCACGCGGAUUUCGCAUCCAUUGGAACUUAAGUCCAACGCCUUAACCACUCGGCCAUCGUGCUGACGGAAAACAGCUGCACACAAAACAUAGACCUAACAGCAACCAGACGAACAGACACUCAUGAGCGUUUAUAUGUGCGUGUGUGUGUGUGUGUUCUUUUUUUAAAACACAAAAAGGGAAGAUGUUUGUUUUUUCAGAGGUCUCUUUCUACUUGUCCGUGUUAAGAGAGAAAUUAACAAGAGACUUGUCGCAAAUCGCCCGAUCCAUGAAAUCUUCCUCGAAAAGGUUAGUGAUUUUAAAAAUUCAUUGAAAAAAAAAAGUUAUUUUCAGGUUGCCCAAAACCCUAAUAAAGUAGCAUGUUUGGAAGUUGAAACUGGUAGAGAAAUCACAUAUCGGGAGUUGAAUACUUUGAUGAAUAAAUAUGCCAAUUUAUAUAAAUCAGAAGGAUAUAGAGUUGGAGAUGUUGUUGCGUUGUUUAUGGAAAAUAGUAUUGAUUUCUUUGCAAUCUGGCUUGGUUUUUCAAAAAUUGGAGUGGUUUCUGCGUUUAUCAAUUCAAAUUUGAAAUUGGAACCUCUUGCACAUUCAAUCAAUGUCUCCAAAUGCAAAUCAGUUAUCACAACUCCAUCAUUGCUUCCGAGUAAGUAGGGAACAGGCUAGGAUUUGAUAACGAUAAUAGAUUCAAAAUUGAAAUCUGAAAUUUAAAAAUUCAUACAACUCCUGGUUCAACCUACAAAUAUUCUGUACAUAAACUAAUUGUUUAAUUGGUUUGCAAAACAUUUUCCAUCCAGUUUCGUUUCAUUUCAAAAAAUUUAAUUGAUUUCUGUAUCACAAGCUAUUCAAACUACAUACAAAUAUUCCGUACAAAGACUAAUUGUUCAAUUUGGCAAAACGGAAAGUAAUUAACAAUAAUUUUUUGUCCGUCCAGUUCUGGUUAAUCUCAAUAAUUUUUUUCAAAAAAUGUGAAUUCAAGAAUCAAUCGUUGAAUAAAAAUUCAAAAAUCUAUCAUUUUUCAGCUUACAACGCCGCCGUUGAAAAAAACUUGAUCUCGUCCGAUUUAGAAGUUGUAAUCGCUAGUGAAACUUCAGUGCAAGGAUUGAGAAAUAUCAAUGCGGAACUUCAACACACAUCGGAUGCCGAACCACAUGUUGAUGGAAUCAACUUCCAAAGUAAGUCCCUAGAUGUUUCUCCAAAUAAAAAACAAAUGUCUUCAGGCGUCCUCUGCUACAUUUACACUUCUGGAACAACCGGAAAUCCAAAGCCAGCGGUCAUCAAACACUUCCGUUAUUAUUGGAUGUCGAUGGGAUCUGGAUCAGCUUUUGGAAUCACAUCUAAUGAUAUUGUUUAUAUCACAAUGCCAAUGUAUCAUUCAGCCGCUGGAAUUUUAGGAGUCGGAUCGUUGAUUAGCUUUGGAACUUCAGUUGUUAUCAGAAAAAAAUUCUCUGCUUCAAAUUUCUGGAAAGAUUGUGUCAAAUACAAUUGCACUUGCAGUCAAUAUAUUGGAGAAAUUUGCAGGUAUCGUAGAAAAACUUUACACUACUGGAAUUUUUUAGUUUUUCCUAGUGUUAUCAUUAGGCUGAGAAAAACACGCUGAACUGAUAAAUACACAAAACGUUUUCUGAAAACAAAAAACAUUGAAAGAGAGAGAGAAAGAGAUACGGAGAAAUUCAACUGUAAAUAAUAUGGGUGGUCUCUGCGGUUUUAGCUUCAUUGGAUUUUGUAGAUCAAAAAAUAAUAAGGGACUUAUUUUUAAGAAUGUGAUUCAUAUUUUUGUAAGUCUGUGUAUUUCUAUACCAAAAAAAAACAAAACUCAAAAAUCUGAGUCUAGAACUUUCUUCCCCAAUCCAAUAUUUUUCAGAUAUUUGCUGGCUCAAAAACAAACUCCAGAAGAAAAACAACACAAAGUUCGAAUGAUGUGGGGAAAUGGUUUGCGUGCUGAAAUCUGGACCGAUUUUGUCAAUCGAUUCAACAUUGAGAAAAUUGGAGAACUCUACGGGUCAACUGAAGGAAACUCAAAUAUUGGUAGGCUUUUUUUCUCAAGUUUUUGCUUUCAAAAACCCAUGUAACAAUUUUCAGUCAACCUCGAUAACAAAAAAGGUGCUUGCGGAUUUAUGCCAAUUUACCCAAUGAUUGGAAGUUUGUAUCCAGUUCGAUUGAUCAAAGUUGAUGAAGAGACUGGAGAAUUAGUUAGAGAUAAGGUAACUGAAAAAACAGAAAGUCUGAAAAUAAUAUUGAUUAUUUUUCAGAAGGGAUUAUGUGUUCCAUGUCGCCCUGGAGAGCUUGGUGAGAUGGUUGGAGUUAUCAAGAAGAAGGAUGCUCUUUUGAAAUUUGAAGGAUAUGUGAAUUCGGGAGAUACGCAGAAGAAAAUUUAUACCAAUGUUUUCAAAAAUGGAGAUGAGGUAACUUAUUAAAGGGGCGUUGAAAGAUAGAAAAACAAGAUUCCCACAAUUUUUCAAAUGAUAAUAAAAUUCCCACCCCAUUUUCACAAUUUUCCAGUGUUUCGCAUCUGGUGACAUUCUAUUCUGGGACGAACUUGGUUAUUUAUACUUCAAAGAUCGCCGCGGAGACACUUUCCGUUGGAAGGGAGAGAAUGUAUCAACAACUGAAGUCGAAGGAAUUUUACAACCUGUGAUGGAAGUUGAAGAUGCCACGGUUUAUGGUGUUGAAGUUGGUAAAAAUGAAGGUAGAGCUGGAAUGGCUGGAGUUGUUUUGAAAGAAGGAACCGAUGUUGAUGUAAGUUUUUUUUACUUAUUGCAAAAAAAACAAUUCUGUAAUUAAUGAAUGAAUGAUAAUUUUUCAGCUUUUCUUAACUGAAAUCACCAAACGAUUAACCGAAAAUCUUGCCAGUUAUGCAGUCCCAGUGUUUAUUCGACUUUGCAAAGAAGUUGAUCGAACUGGAACAUUCAAACUCAAAAAAUUAGAUCUCCAAAAAGCCGGGUUCGAUCUUGUGAAAUGUAAGGGUGAUAGAGUUUUCUAUUGGUCAGCUCCUGAUAAGAAAUACAAAGAACUCGACGAAAAUAUGCAAAAAGAUAUCGAAACUGGUGUCUACAAUCGCAUUUGA